UAUAAAUGGAGAAUACUUGAGCUUUGGAAAGUGGUGUGGCGGAAGAAGAGGGGAGACUUAGAGAGCAAAUACGAGAGAAGGGGACUAGUGUAGAGCGCAAAUUCCUUAUUUCAGUCUCUUAUGGUAGGGGAAUCACUUGUUGGUAUGGGGUCUGAGAUGAAGAGCCACCGGAAUGGGUGAAUACUAAGAUCAGCAAGGUGAAGCUGUUUGAUAAAAGAGCUUCAAAGGUAAGAUUUCAUUGUAUCGGUGUAAACACGAGACAUCAUGUUCAUGAAGUAAUGCAAAGGAUAAAUGUGGGGAAAAUUGAAACUUUGGAGUUCAGUGGGCAAAAAUUAGAAGAUGACAAAAUUUUAAAUAGAAUGAGUUUUGCAUGAUUAUGAAGGUAUAUUCCUAAGGUUUGGAUCUUCCUGAAAUUAUCCCAUCUUUCACUCUCAAGUAAUCAGCUAGAGAUUAUUUUUAACAAUAUUGGCAACAUCCACACUCUUGAGAUAAACUUGUGCAAAAUCCAUACAAAAGGUGUGAAAAUUUGGCCAAAUAGAACUCCAAGGAUAUCCCAACUCCUAAUCCACGGUUGAUUUCCAAAGCUAACAAACUCAGAAAUGAUACCAAUCUACCUCCAAAACCUUCUCAUCUGCUUCUCAAAUUCCUCUAUCAAAGAUUCCCUCACUUUGAUCUCAGGCGAUACGACUCCUCUCUACCGUAAAAAACUUCGCACCUUAUUCACCCUAUACUCUGAACCACCAGCCCCCCCUAAUCUCAGCUCAAAGAGUCCUUCUGGCCCGUCCAAGUCUAAAAAAUGCCUCAUAUUUUAAGCCAAAAGAAUAUAAUUCUAUUCAA
Messenger RNA from Moneuplotes crassus, 837 nucleotides. The record is from the annotation of a GenBank genome assembly. NCBI's taxonomy places the organism in Eukaryota, Ciliophora, Spirotrichea, Euplotida, Euplotidae.